This is a messenger RNA of Onychomys torridus (southern grasshopper mouse), 3172 nucleotides long. It is a transcript of the gene Gcnt4, whose product is annotated as glucosaminyl (N-acetyl) transferase 4. Gene Ontology annotation, molecular function: acetylglucosaminyltransferase activity. Gene Ontology annotation, cellular component: membrane. Lineage: Eukaryota; Metazoa; Chordata; Mammalia; Rodentia; Cricetidae. Bases 880 to 2247 code for a protein of 455 amino acids. The transcript has 3 exons. The record is from RefSeq and is a predicted model, not a curated record.
AUAGAAAAAAGAAUCCAGAAUAUUCUUGACCCACAUUUUAAGGUUAGAACAUGAAACUUCAAACACGCCUUGGUUUUCAUUGUACCUAAGCUAAAUGAGAUGGACAGAGGUGAGGAAAGAAAGGAAGCCAGGUGGUGAGGUCCGAUGCAUCAAUCAGUUCCUCUUCUAGAGUCCCUCAUGCUCAGACAGGUGGGGAUGGUACACAGGCUCCUGUCAAUCUAACAUUUAAGGGUAUAGGUAUUUGGGGAAUCUGCCUAUCUUUUAAAAACAUUUUUAGAGGAAAAACUCAAUAUUUUACUCCAUGAUAAGUGUCACGGAAUGUUGUGAAUUGGAAAUCUCAUUGGCUUCACAGUCUCGGGCAUUUUUGACUCCUGUUAGAGCCUCUUGACAUCACGGUGGCCUUGUUGGCUGGAACUUAAACAGCUUCUGAUAUUUACCUUGAGACCAUAUGAGAGAAAAAACAAGAAUCAAGUUGACUCCCCAGAUUGCUGUAACUACAGAGUAGUAGCUGGUUUCUGUACCUUUCUGUAACAUUGCUAUGACCCAGACAUCCCACAAACUCAAGGGACCACUAUCUGUCCGAUCAAAACAUCUUGAUAUGAGUUCUCAUUUCCUGUGUAACCUUACACAUCUUGUGACUCUCCCUAGACCUGAAGGACUCCGGAAAAGGCACUGCAGGCAGAAUAGUGAUCUAAAGAAGCAGUGUGGAGAAUGACUCUCGUGUCCUGCAUUCCCAUUGAGGCCUCUUUUCUCACUGUUUUGCAGGAUCCUACUGGCUGGAAACUGGCUGAUAUCUUCACCAGCUCACUGAAGCUUGGGCCUGGGGCUUCAGAGGGAGAUAUAUCACCUAGGUCCCCAUAGGUUAAUUCUCCAUGCAGAAUGAAGACAUUUAGAUGUUGCUGUAAACACACACUCCAGCAGAAGAUCUUUGUCCUCUUCCUAACCCUGUGGCUGCUCUCCUUGUUAAAGCUUCUAAACGUGGACCGGCUCCUCUUCCCUCAAAGAGACAUUUACUUAGUUGAGUAUUCCCUAAGUACCUCCCCUUUCGUGAGAAACAGGUUCCCGCCUAUCAAGGAUGAAGUCAGAUAUGAAGUUAACUGCUCAGGGAUCUAUGAACAGGAGCCUUUGGAAAUCGGCAAAAGCCUGGAAAUCAGAAGGCAGAACAUCAUAGACUUGGAGGACGGCGAUGUUGUGGCCAUGACAAGUGACUGUGAUAUUUAUCAGACCCUAAGACAGUACCAUGAGAAACUUGUUUCGAGAGAGGAGAAGAGCUUCCCAAUAGCCUAUUCACUGGUCGUCCACAAAGACGCGAUUAUGGUUGAAAGGCUAAUUCAUGCAAUUUACAACCAGUACAAUCUUUACUGCAUCCAUUAUGACCUUAAGUCACCGAACGAGUUCAAAGUUGCCAUGAACAACUUAGCCAAGUGCUUCUCCAAUAUUUUCAUCGCUUCCAAAUUGGAAGCUGUGGAGUAUGCCCACAUUUCCAGGCUCCAGGCUGAUUUGAAUUGCCUCUCAGACCUUCUCAAGUCUUCAGUUCAGUGGAAAUAUGUCAUCAACCUAUGCGGGCAAGACUUUCCCCUGAAGUCAAAUUUCGAAUUAGUGUCAGAGCUGAAGAAACUCCAAGGACAGAAUAUGUUAGAGACAGUGAAACCUCCUGCAAGUAAAAUGGAAAGGUUUACUUAUCAUCAUGAGCUCAGACCGGUGCCUUAUGAAUAUCUGAAGCUUCCAGUGAGGACAAACAUCUCCAAGGAGGCGCCUCCUCAUAACAUUGAGGUAUUUGUAGGCAGUGCCUAUUUUGUUUUAAGCCACGCAUUUGUUAGAUAUAUUUUCAACAGCUCCCUCGUUGAAGACUUUUUUGCUUGGUCUAAAGAUACAUACUCUCCCGAUGAGCACUUUUGGGCUACCUUAACCCGGGUUCCAGGAAUACCUGGAGAAAUUUCCAGAUCAGCCCAGGAUGUGUCUGACCUACAGAGUAAGACCCGUCUGGUCAAGUGGAAUUACUACGAAGGCUAUUUUUACCCCAAUUGCACAGGCUCACACCUUCGGAGUGUGUGUAUCUAUGGCGCAGCGGAAUUACGGUGGCUUAUAAAGGAAGGGCAUUGGUUUGCUAACAAAUUUGAUUCUAAAGUGGACCCUGUCUUGGUUAAAUGUCUAGCAGAAAAGCUUGAAGAACAACAGAGAAAAUCGAUCACUUUGUCUUCAGAAAAGUUCGUGACAGAUAGAAAUCCCAGUCAUACGUUAUCAUAAGGCUACUAGGGAACUAGGGGUGUCUGAUACUUAAGUAAGACGGAAUUGUGGACCCGGGUCUUGCCCAGCACCAUCUGAACUUAAUACUUUCCAAGGUUGAACUUUCUGUAGAAUUCCAUGCCUGGACUUUGAGUCUGCAGUUGGUUUUUAAAUGCUGGUUUUGCUUGUUGUCUUACUAUGUCUUAAAUGUUUAGUGAUAGCACAUUAUCGAGCACCUAAUGGUGCACCAGGCACUUUAUCAAAAGACAUGCAAGAACUGAAUCUAAGUUGUAAUGAAGCACGCCCUCAGGAAGCAGUGUUUACCCUCCUCAUGUUCAACUGUAGUGUUUUCGAGUGUCCAGUGUCACAGGGACAUUGAAGAUGACCUUGGAGUGUGUGCUAAUCACAAGCCACUAGUCUCUGAAAGGGUGUGAGUUCGAGCCAGCACUCUACCUGUUUCUUAGUCCGGCAACCGAGAUGCUUUUGAACUGUUAGACUAUUAGGAUUCUACUACCUCAGAGAAACUCCAAGAAUUGUCUGAUCGUCUGCUUGCCAAAGUAUAAUUUACCUUUUGGUGCCUCAGGAAAUGCUAUUGGUGUGAUGACUGUCCGAGAAGGCAGAUGGGCGGCUGGUAGGUGGGUUGGGACAAGUAGUGCCCGAAGAGGAACAAGGGGCUUUUUGAUUCAUCUUCUGCAUUUGUUACACAAUGGUGUCAUGAACGGCUUCCUUUUUAAUUCACUUGUUCUUGAAAACACACGCACUGAUGAAAAUAAAACUGAGUACUAGUUCAGAAAGUCACACAGCAGAACCCCAGGCCUAAGCCUUUCAUUUUAUAUGUGAACAUUAUGGAUGAGACUGUCCUUCCUACAGGGGCACACUUGUGAUGAGGUUGAUAGUUCUGUUUUAUGUUGUUUUGGUGGUGGUGGUGGGUUUUUUGUUUGUUUUG